Messenger RNA from Fonsecaea erecta, 1476 nucleotides. RefSeq lists its product as hypothetical. NCBI's taxonomy places the organism in Eukaryota, Fungi, Ascomycota, Eurotiomycetes, Chaetothyriales, Herpotrichiellaceae. Gene Ontology annotation, molecular function: FAD binding; monooxygenase activity. The coding region runs from base 1 to 1476 and encodes 491 amino acids. The transcript is spliced from 3 exons. The record is from RefSeq and is a predicted model, not a curated record. Gene Ontology annotation, biological process: secondary metabolite biosynthetic process.
AUGGACUUCUCAUCCGUUCCCCUGCGUAUGCAGAUUGAACGAGAUGCUGGCACCAGGCUGAAGAUCAUCGUUGUGGGCGCCGGGCUCGGCGGACUCGCAACGGCAAUCUCAUGCCGGCUUGCUGGCCACGAAGUCACCGUCCUCGAAUCCGCGGCCGAAAUGGGCGAGAUCGGGGCCGGUCUCCAGACGCUGGCGAACUCGUCCCGAGUUCUCGCCUCGUGGGGGAUGGGUGAACAACUCAGCCGAUGUGCGACGACGCCCCGGCUCUGCAACAUGAUCGCCUGGCGAGGCGAGACCAUCUCGACGUGGGACAUCCACAAGUCGACACGCGAGGAAUGGGGCAGUCCGUACUGGGAUCUGCAUCGCGUCAGUCUGCACCAAUGUCUCUGGGAUCGGGCGGUGGAACUGGGUGCCGAAGUGCGGGCAAAUUCGCGAGUGACCGACGUCAAGGUCGCAGCGGACGGAAGCUAUGCGACGGUCGUGGUGCGACAAGGCGAGCAAGACGCCGGCAUCUCGAUGGACGCGGAUCUCGUCGUCGGUGCAGACGGCGUCAGAAGCCACUGUCGGAAUCUUCUGGUGGGGAGAGAUGACCCCCCGGCCAAGUCUGGCGACAUGGCGUACAGAGUUCUCCUCAACACCGACGACAUGCUCAAGGAUCCCGAACUGAGAGAUUUCGUACUGGAUCCGCAGGUCAACUACUGGAUCGGACCGGAAUGUCACGUCGUCUCGUACGUCCUGCGAGGGGGCAAGCAGUUCAAUAUGGUCCUCCUGGUGCCCGAUGACAUUCCAGAGGACGUCGUCACGCAGGAGGGGAACGUCGAAGUGAUGCAAGCUUUGUUCAAAGAUUGGGACCCGAGAGUCCGCAAGAUCCUGUCGACCUGCUCACAAGUCAAGAAAUGGCGCCUCUGCACGCGAACGCCCACCCCGAGCUCCCCGUCCUGGUACCACCCGAGCGGGACAUUCGUGCUGCUCGGCGACUCGGUGCACGCCACGCUGCCCUACCUCGCGAGCGGCGCCGGCAUGGCCAUCGAAGACGCCUCCGUGCUGGGCCUCUGCCUCGCGCGCAUCUCCUCCGCCUCGACGCGCCAAGAGAAACUGCACGCCCUGCGCGUGUACGAGAUGUGCCGCAAACCGCGCACCCAGCGCGUCGUCGAGAAGGCGUACGAGAGCCAGUACCUGUAUCACCUCCCGGACGGGCCGGAGCAGAGGGAGCGGGACCGCAAGAUGAAGGCCUUUGAACACGCGUACCGCACGCAAGGGAAUGGAUCGAUACCCCAGGGCCUGAAGCAGGGGGACGACCCGUUCGCCUGGAGGAGCGGCGGCGUCGGGAAGUGGCUGUUCGAGUAUGACUGCGAACUGGACGUCGAGAGAUGUUGGGCACUCCUGCAGGUGGAGGAGGAUGCCGCCGUGAGGCUGACUGCGCGCCUGGACUCGAAGAAGCUCGCCUUGGGUCUGGCGGCGACAGCAAGAUUGUGA